CUAUCGUUCGGAAAACAAGCAACAAUAAGUGAAAAUGACUGGUCGCGGUAAAGGAGGCAAGGGACUUGGUAAAGGAGGCGCCAAGAGACAUAGGAAGGUGUUGCGUGACAACAUCCAGGGCAUCACGAAGCCAGCCAUCCGUCGUCUGGCUCGUCGUGGCGGCGUGAAGCGUAUCUCUGGAUUGAUCUACGAGGAGACCCGUGGUGUCCUCAAAGUCUUCUUGGAGAAUGUGAUCCGUGACGCCGUGACUUACACUGAACACGCCAAGAGGAAGACAGUUACUGCCAUGGACGUUGUCUACGCCCUCAAGCGCCAAGGUCGCACUUUGUACGGUUUUGGUGGUUAAGCUGAGUCCCUCUAAUCAUCAUCCCAAUCAACAUAAAACGGCCCUUCUCAGGGCCACAAUAAAAUAUUUAAAGAGUUUGGGGUCUUAAUCUAUUGUAACACUAGGUUAAGUUACUGAUUAUUUGAAUUAAAAGUUCUAAAUAUACUUUGGGACUCCCCACCCCAACCUCGAUAUUCCAGUGUAGUUCAUUUGUUUUAGAAUAAGUUAGCUUUUAAGCAUUGGAUUAAGUUAAGAUAGUUUUAAGUACAGUUUAGGUUAAGUUAGUUUUUAGAACAAAUACAGGUUUUAAAUAAAGCUAUUUUGAAAGUGUUAGUGGUUAAUUUAAUUAAGCUAGUUAGGUUAGCAUAAGGAUAAUACACCAAAAAUAAAUCCGGAUUUUUAGAAAUUCUGUGAAAAUUUUAUAUAUAAAUUAUUUUAUGAUGAAAUAAAAUUAUAAAGACUAAGUGAAACUGAUCGACAGGUUCUUUUUGUUUCAUAUUAGUAAAAAAUAAAAAUAAUUCCAGUUUUUGAAAAAUUUCUGAAUUAGGGUUGAGUGUACCACAUUUCUUUUAUAUGAAAGCAUAAAAUUUGAAAGGUAAUAUUUUGAAUACAAAUUGAAUUUUAUUGUUACUUCGUUUUAAAGAGUGUUGCCUGGAACCUUGUAGAAGGUUUAUCGUCUUAUGUUUUCUACAGUCAUUUUUAAUACGUAUUAAAAUUAA
This is a messenger RNA of Phlebotomus papatasi, 1044 nucleotides long. RefSeq names its product histone H4. The transcript has a single exon. Gene Ontology annotation, molecular function: DNA binding; protein heterodimerization activity; structural constituent of chromatin. The record is from RefSeq and is a predicted model, not a curated record. Gene Ontology annotation, biological process: nucleosome assembly. Bases 35 to 346 code for a protein of 103 amino acids. Gene Ontology annotation, cellular component: nucleosome. Lineage: Eukaryota; Metazoa; Arthropoda; Insecta; Diptera; Psychodidae.